AUGGCUGAAAUCUACGAUAUUGGAAAGGAUGGGCGGUCGGCGUGCGGAUUUCCAGGGCCAACAGUCCAACAGCCAACACCAGAUAAAGUGCUGAAUGAUAUAUUUUUCAUGAGCGAAGAGAAUUGGGACGAUCUUGGAUCUCUCAACGCCUAUGAUUAUGUCGUCGUUGGCUCAGGGUGUACUGCUUUAGCGUUCGUACAUGAAACCCUGCAGUUGAAUCCUCACAAGAAGAUUCUCAUUAUCGAGAGAGGGGGAUUCCUGCUUCCAACACACUUCCAGAACCUCUCAGCCCCUUUUCAGAGAAUUUUCGGUGGCCAUUCUGUGAUUUAUCCCUGGACCCUUUCAGGAGAAACAUACAACUCAGACUUAGGGUAUUGCCAUGGCUUUUACCCAUUCUUCGGCGGGCGAAGUCUAUUCUGGUCGGGGUGGUGUCCUCAACCGUCCAUGGAGUCUCUUAGAGAAUAUCCCGACUCCAUGAAAAAUACUGCAGCAAAUUCAAUCUUUUGGGCGAGGGCUCAAGAGCUCUUGAAUAUCACGUCUUUGGCUGAAAUAAAAGAUUCGGCUUUUGGGUGCUUGCAAGGCCAUAUGAGCAGCAGACUAGAUUUCCCUAUUGACGGAAUUCCAUCCUUGAGAACCACUGGACCGGCCCUGUUGGCUACAUCCCACAAAAGACCUGGUGCUCAGUUUGGUUUCAGCAAGUUUUCAGCCGUCGAAAAGUUGUUAUCAAUCAUCCAGGACCAAAUCCAAAAGGCUUCAAGAGGAGAAGGUAAAGUACUUGACGUGAAAUUAAACUGUGCUGUCAGAAGAAUUAUUGUGAAUCGCGGGGAUGCUAUAGGCCUUGAGACUGUAAAUGGCACCAAGACCUUAGACAGCAGUCACACGAAACUCAUUCUAUGUGCGGGGACGAUUCCUAACACCACCUUACUUUACAAUUCUAUACCUCAAAUGGCAAAAGAGACUAAACGACUUACAGGAAAUUUUAUCUCCCAUCUCACUUUUAGGGUCCCAAGGAGUCAGAUUCCGUGCCUCUCUCAUGGGCACAGUAGGUCGCUCGAGAUUGCUGCGCAGUGCUUACUUGGAUUGCAUCCGAGUACUGGCAGACAAUAUCAGAUACAGAUCACUGCGGUUCACUGUCCAGAUGUGGAACGAGACCUUCACGAUCUUGGGAGAAAGUGCCCUGACUUCUCAGCAUCUGCCCAGGCCAAUCAACUGCGAGGGUCUGAGGAUCACGUCAUUUUUGUCUGUGCGGCUGUUGGUGAGUUCUCGGAACAAAACAGCCGGUGUUGGAUUCGACGAAACGAGGGUGAUCCGGACAAGACAACAAAUAUUCGAAUCCAAUACUUGUGUAACGAAGAGGAUGAAGCGCUACGGACAUUCAUGGAAGAAGUUGUCUUCCAGCUUGCCGACCGCCUAUCCAAGCCAAGCAACAGAGAUUAUUGGAACAAAUUGUCCCAAACAUGGGUCACAGGGAGGCCAUCACAGCAAGAAAUGAGGGUCAGAGGCGUAGUGCAUGAGUCUAGCUCGACUUUCAUGGGCCCGGAGUCUGAAGGUGGUUCGGUCGAUGAACUGUAUCGGCCGUAUGGCUGUAAUGGUGUGUACGUCACAGGAGGCGGUAUAUUUCCAACUGCGGGAGCAUGGAACCCAACAUUGGCAAUGUGUGCAUUUGCCCAAGAUCUAGCAAGGAAGUUAAAUGCUUAG
Xylaria bambusicola is the source of this 1698-nucleotide messenger RNA. RefSeq names its product FAD/NAD(P)-binding domain-containing protein. The coding region runs from base 1 to 1698 and encodes 565 amino acids. Gene Ontology annotation, molecular function: oxidoreductase activity, acting on CH-OH group of donors. The transcript is spliced from 6 exons. The record is from RefSeq and is a predicted model, not a curated record. NCBI's taxonomy places the organism in Eukaryota, Fungi, Ascomycota, Sordariomycetes, Xylariales, Xylariaceae.